CCAGUGGAGGAAUGUCUGCUUCAGGACACAAAGAGAUAAAUGCUGCACAGAUCAGCCUCCGCAUCAGAUGCCUCCUGUAAAUACAGCAACAUGCCCUGGAGCAGUACCUUUUCCAUCAGAGCUUUCCUCCCCAGUGCAGAAUAUGCUACACAGAGCACAAGUCGUCAGGUCAUGAUCUUGAUGUUGCUUUUGUGUUACCACCUUUGGUUUCAGAUUGACUUUGCAUGUCCGUGCAACUCAAACAGGAAUUUCAUUCACUGCUACGGCUACAUGGUGCUGCCGUGUCUCAUCAUAAUCAGCCUGAUUCUGUGGAAUGACAAGCGCAUUGGAAGAAUCUUCAGAUACGCCUGCUACCACUCAUCAGUUAGAAAGGGACGGUGCAGCUACAGGGGGAGAUUCUGCUUUCAGUUCUUCAUAUACCUUCUCCAGGCCACAUCGUCUGGAUUUCUUUGGUGUGGGUCGGUGCUUGUUGAUGGAGACUGGUAUGUUUGCUGUGGGACUGACAGCUCUGAAGAACUGAUGCUCUUAUCCUGCAUGAAGGAGGGUGAGAUGGGUCCAGCUGAGAGGGCGACCAAAGUUACCCUGAAAAACCGAUCCAUGGUCAUUGGGUUAAUCUGCAUCCUGCUGACUGCUGCCUGCUCAUUAGUUUUGGUGCUGCCAUGGAACAGGUGGUGCACGAGGAGAAAUCACUUCAGGGCCGCGUUUGAAGAGGCCAUACUGGAGCAGACUGAGGUCAUUUUGCGGGACCAGAUAGGGAAAGCUGAUGCAGAUUAUGUGACAAAAUCAUUGGUCUCUCUCUCCACCACUGCAACCACUACAACACCUUCCAUUACAAAAGAAGAUCCUGAGAAGGUGGAAAAAACCGAGGACAAGGAAAAAAUACUUUUAAAUAUAAAUGUGAACUGGGAAGAAAUCGCUUGUCUUGCUGAUGCCCUUAUUGAACGUAUUCCAGACAAAGUAGCUAAAAAUAACAACAAUGUGUGAAUGUUUCCUUUAACAAAAAUGUCAAUGAAAACUAAAUGCAAGUAAUUGGAAGAAAACACCCAUGAAUAUGCUAGACAUAUAGGACUAGCCAACAUUAGUCUAUCGAUAUUCAAUUUGAACUGCUCUUUGAUAUCACUCUCAAUUAUACCUGUGUUAACAUUGGUUUUGUAACAUGUCACAAGUAAUUUGUGUUUUACCACAGUGCUUUUCUCUUUUCAUUUACUUUCAUUCACAAUGUGUGCUGGUUUGCAUUGCUAUAUUUACUUGCAAAAACGAAUAAACUGAUGUUAAAGAAGUUGUUUGACAUUUUGGGAAAUACACUGCCAAUACACGCUGUAAUAUGGCUUUAUAAUAUAUAAAAAUCAUGUAUAUGUUUCGAUCACUUUAGUUUGACUUUGUGCACUUUGUGGCAGAAAAAGCUUGUUGAAACUUAAUACAGCAUUUCUCAUUCAUCGCCAUGUCUUACAGUGUAAAGAAUCAAAAUCCUGCAAUUGUUAUAAUGGGAUUUUAUACAGAAUUUGUUUAUGGUGAAUAAAUAAAUAAGGAUUCUAAAAACAAUA
Molecule: messenger RNA, 1544 nt
Organism: Chelmon rostratus (copperband butterflyfish)
Lineage: Eukaryota; Metazoa; Chordata; Actinopteri; Chaetodontiformes; Chaetodontidae
Exons: 2
Coding region: 40-984 (314 amino acids)
Molecular function (GO): monoatomic cation channel activity
Source: RefSeq, a predicted model, not a curated record